AUGCGUCGCAAUCGUCCGAGCGCCUUGGGCGACCCCUCCGUGCCUCCCCAGCGUCUCCACUCGCUCCGCACUUCGUCUCGUCGCCUCCCGCGCUCGUCGUCGUCGUCGUCAGCUGCCGCGUCGGUCGUCUCCCGUCCCUCAUCGAGGCUUAUCCCGCGAAAACAGGAUAAGCAAAAGCAGCAUACGAAUCCGCGGCGACGCGAAGUCACUGUUUCGAGUUCAUCCGAUAGUGACAAUGCCACGCCCGACGACGAUCAAGAAGCUCACCAUGACGGCGAAGAACUAAUGACCGCGUACGAACGCCAACGACUGGCAAAGAUCCAGCGCAACUUGGCAUUUAUGCAGCAGAUGGGCGUCUCAACCGCCAAGAUAGCAGCCAGAACAGCCAUUGAAGCACAGGGUCGUGGCGGCAGCAGUAGCAGUGCUACUACGACUGGUGCUGCUGCUGCUGCUUUGGAGGCCAAACGGCAGCAACGAGCUGCUGCUCGAGCCAUACAGGCUGCUCGCAGGGCCGAGCGCCUGAGUCAGCCGAUUCGGAAGUCGAGACGGCUGGAAGGCAAGCAAGUGGAGGUGCAGCCGAUCGAGUCAAUUGAUCAGUUUGAGCUGGAUCAGACGCGGCGCUCGCCGCGUCGUCUUGUGCGAGGUGGCAGCAGCAGCAGUAUGCCGGUGAUGGAUGCAGUGGAUGGUGAGAGUCGAGCGUUCUUGGGAACGUUCAUGACGGCAGCGUCGGAAGACGAAGCGCUGGCCGAUGACACGGUCGUUCUUGCUGAAGACGAUAGUGACAGUGAGAACAUGGACGACGGGUACCAGGUCGAGUAUGCGCUGGCCGAUGAAGAUAUUGUCAAGGCCGUGCAAGCACGGAUCUACUCGAUGGCGUUUUUGCCGCGUGCAGACCGUGUGGUGGUUGCAUGUGGGGACAAGAUGGGUCAUGUGGCUCUAUGGACACCGCUGGCUGCAGCAAACGUGAAACAAGAGAGCUCAGUGUCGCCGCUGGCAGUGUACAGACCACACGAUACUCCUGUGAGUCAAUUGAUCUUUUCCGAGUCGUCUAAGCUAAUUUCAAGCAGCUUCGAUGGCACCGUGCGCGAGUUUGAUUUGCGUGCCGCAAAGUCAUCAGUGGUCUAUGAUACGAGCGAAGAUGCAGGCAUUUCGUCGCUUGCAACAGCAAGCAUGGCGCAGUGCUAUUAUGCGAGCUGCGAUGAUGGCACGGUUCGGCUGAUUGACCGGCGUGCGCAAAGCGUGCUGAGCUCGCGUUAUCAACUGCACGAGAAAAAGAUCAACACGGUGCACCAGCACCCUGGUGCCGAGUUCUGCAUCGCAACGGCUUCUUUGGACCGCACCGUAUGUCUGUGGGAUGCUCGCAAGAUGUCCGCUGAGCAAAGCGUACCGUUGGUGACAUUGCCGCACCACCGCAGUGUGAAUUGUGCCUAUUUUUCUCCGCGAGAUGGCGCGUGGCUGGUAACGGUGGGACAGGAUUCGUUCAUUGACAUGUUUGACACGUCGAGUCUCACCGAGCAUAAGCUCGCAGACAAGCCCGCGAUUGCCUUGCCCAAGCCGAUCCGAGUUCGGCACAACAACAUGACCGGCCGAUGGCUCACGAAGCUCCACGCCGCCUGGGAUCCCAAGCGACCGAAACACUUUGUGCUCGGCUGCUUGGAGCAGCCACGCCGAAUCCAGAUCUUUCGUGCUGGCCGUCGCCGUCCCGUCCGUGAGCUCAUGAGCGACAAUUUUGCUUCUGUGCACUCAAUCAAUGCUUUUCACCCUCAUCUGGAGCUGAUUGCAGGUGGCAACUCUUCUGGCCGACUCGCUCUUUGGCGUGGCACGAAGGUCGACAAAGAUGACGGCGUCAAAGCCGAUGAUGACAAAAGCCAAGUGCGUGUGAAGACUGAACAGUGA
Molecule: messenger RNA, 1896 nt
Organism: Hyaloperonospora brassicae
Lineage: Eukaryota; Oomycota; Peronosporomycetes; Peronosporales; Peronosporaceae
Source: the annotation of a GenBank genome assembly